UGGCAACGUGGCAACACUGGUUAUGUCUCUGGGAAACGCUGGCCGAAUUGCUGCUUGUUGGGCAAUUUUAACUGUUGGUGGUGUAUACGCGUUUGUCUUGUCAAAGCGUUCUGUUGAGACCCGGCGUUACGAGAGCAUGCAGGUGCGCGAACGCAUGCGGAAGGCAAAUAAAGGGGAUUACGACUAUACAACCGCAUCGGACAGGCGAUUUGAAUAA
Messenger RNA from Drosophila willistoni, 217 nucleotides. RefSeq lists its product as uncharacterized. Bases 23 to 217 code for a protein of 64 amino acids. Lineage: Eukaryota; Metazoa; Arthropoda; Insecta; Diptera; Drosophilidae. The record is from RefSeq and is a predicted model, not a curated record. The transcript is spliced from 2 exons.